Messenger RNA from Pseudopodoces humilis (Tibetan ground-tit), 2758 nucleotides. It is a transcript of the gene BCL10, whose product is annotated as BCL10 immune signaling adaptor. NCBI's taxonomy places the organism in Eukaryota, Metazoa, Chordata, Aves, Passeriformes, Paridae. Gene Ontology annotation, molecular function: protein kinase B binding; NF-kappaB binding; kinase activator activity. Gene Ontology annotation, biological process: adaptive immune response; apoptotic process; positive regulation of extrinsic apoptotic signaling pathway. The record is from RefSeq and is a predicted model, not a curated record. Gene Ontology annotation, cellular component: cytosol; CBM complex.
CGGGCGGAAGCACCGCCCCGCGCGGGUUUCCCCUGCGGCGCCGCGGGGGUUCCGCCAUGGAGGGCCCGGGGUCGUGGUCGAGCUCGGGGGGCGUGGGGCGGCCGCUGACGGAGGACGAGAUGGCGGAGGUGAAGAAGGAUGCUUUAGAGAGGAUGCGUCCUUACCUGUGUGACAAAAUCAUAGCCGAGAGACACUUUGAUUACCUACGUUCUAAGAAAAUACUCACUAGGGAGGACACAGAAGAAAUUUCUGCUCGAUCUUCCAGUAGGAAAAAAACUGGGAAGCUACUGGAUUACUUAGCAGAAAAUCCGAAAGGACUAGAUACUUUGAUUGAAUCUAUCAGACGAGAAAGAACACAAAACUUCCUGUUACAAAAGAUAACUGAUGUAGUGUUGAAAGUCAAAAAUGAAAAGCUCGAAGCUCUUAAAGGUCUAAGCUGCAGCACCUGUAUGACCUCACUGUAUGGAGGAACAAAUAAUCUUUCUAGAUCAUUUUCUGAUGAAUCAAAUUUUUUUGAUAAAACAAAAGACAAGGAAUCUACCCAGAUACAUCACCCAGAAGAAGAUUAUAGCACCGCUGCAUUUGUGUCUGCUGUCUCUCUUCAUUCAAUGAAUUUACCAAUUGCAGAGAUGGGAAAUUCACAGUGCAGUGUUUUCUCAGCCACCCUCCCAGGGCCUGGAGACCCUGGUGCACCCCCACUGCCCCCAGAGCUCGAGUCAGACCAGCAAGAGCCAUGUACUAGUUCAAGUGACAAUUGCUUUUUGCCUUUAAGGUCACGUUCUGUUCAACCACAAUGAACACAGUGACUUUCGUCUGUUCAUCUGAAUGGUACUGAAACUUUGUGUGAUGUCUCAUAAAGGCUAAAAAAUGUUUUCAAACUGUUAGAAAAAUUAGAGGAAAUAAUCUAUGCAAUUUCUGUUUUAAUUUUGUAAUUGUAUGAUGCUGGAGCUGCUUGACUUUUUUUGUUUGUUUUGUUCUUUAGGGAGCUUUUUUCAAAAUAUUGUGGCAUUAUACCAGCAAAUGUUUGAUUUUUAAACAAAUGUGUAAAAGAUUUCACAUUUAGUUGUAGAUAGUUCAGCUGGAAUGAUAGAACAAAUAGGGUUUUUCUUUCUACAGAAACUAACAAAUCAGCUUUUCUUAAUGUUUCUGUGAUGGCAAACUGGGAAAGAUGGUUAGGAAAAGUACUGAGUAUGGAAAAAAAAAAUGAACUAAAAGCUUAAGCUUACUUACCAAAAAGCUUAAACUCAUUUAAGUUAAAUGUUUCUCACUGGGAUAAAUUCUGCUCUCCAUGUCUGUGUGUGCUGCUCCAUUUGCAAAAAACCUCACAAUUCUGGCCAAAUCCAUGCUUAUUAGCAAGGAGUCUUCUCCUUGUGUGAACUUUGUCCUACUGAUAAAUCAAAAGGCAUCAGUAUCGCAAAUACACUUCUGCAGGCCUUGGCAUAUUCUUCUUGUAUAUUAGUUAAAGAUUCCUGAUUUGAGAUGCACUUUAAAUAUAAAUUCUCUUUAGUACUGGAAAAGGAAUGUAGACUGCUCUAGUGGCAUCAUGAGGGCUGUAAGAAAACAUUAUUGUAGGACGCUAUUAAGGAACAAAGCUUGUAUGCUUUGUCCCCCUUGGGAAGUGGAGGAGAAGUUGUGUGACAAGAAAGUAUCCCUACCUGAAGGACUCUUGGAAAUAGAGCACUUCAGAUACCUCCUCUUCAAAGCAGACAGACAGGUUUACAUUUCAAAUUGUUUGGAGUCAAAUGCAUUUUAAACUGUUUCAACAUGGGAAGGUUCUCAUUUCUUGCCACCAUCUAACAUCCUGAUUUCCUCUCAUACUCGAAUUGUAGCCUACCUUUUGUGCAGGUGCCUAUUAUCAUUUCAAAAUGACCUGGUGGAUUCUUAAUUUGACAUGUGUACAGUUGUGUUCUGCAGCAGCACACUUCAAAGUGAUGGGAUGUUUUCAGUGUAUCAGAGGGUGGGUUGGUAUUUAAGGCCCUAAAUUAUUUUGGCUCUCAUACUGUGUAUAGCCAUGUAAUGCCAUUCCAAUGCACACAUGGGUAAUAUUACUAAACUGUUCUCCUCUUGUGGAGACAGGCCACCUGCAGGACCUCAGUAUAGUCUCUGUAAAUUGUUUUUCAUUAUUAUUCUGGUUUUGGAAGUAGAUCAAAAUAAAAUGAAAUGUUCAACUACACUCCAUCCUGAGUAUAUGAACAUCUUACAUGUGAGAAAGAUGUGUUUGUAAAAAUCUUUGUUUUUCUUCUCUACAUCUACAAUCAUAGACUGUCCAGACAGUGAAAAUGUUUUUCAGUGAAACUGCUUCAGUUAGAUGGCACUCUGGAAAUAAAGUGCCUAAAUAUGCAAGCCAAAGUUUUCUCUUUAACAUGAGAUUAAGGAUAGGAUGAACUCCCUGUCUUCCAUUAACUUAAUUUGUAGCUGCACAUACUUGGGAUGUCUAAAAAGUCAUUUGUGUAAAUGCCCACUGUAGCCACAUGAAGAGCUGUGCUUAGAUUGGAGUCCCUUCCUGGGUUCUUGUAAAGAGAAGAGAGUGAGCAGGGUUGGCUUUAACAGAGAAAAUGCAUCAGCUUAGGGUGGAGGCUGCCUCGCUGCUCCCCAUCCUGCCCGCGGUGUGCAGCCUGCAGGGAGCCAGCUCUGCAGGGACCACUCCCAAUGAACCUGAGACCUCAAAUGAAUGUAUUAUCAUACCAAUUGUUUAUAAUGUGCAUUUUUAAAACUUAUUUUUAUCACAACUUUUGGAAUAAAUUCUUUUGUAUAACUG